AUGGGGACUGAAAAUCCUAAUCAAUUGAAUUUGCCUUUAAGACCUGCUUCCACACCUUUUUCUGCUCCGCCUCCACGGGGUGCAACACCUUUCCAAUCAUCUGCUUUUCAGCCUCCUCCUCCCGCUUCCUCCCAGUCAAUGCCACCUUCCUAUUCAUCUGGGCCUGUGGUUGGAUAUGAGGCUUCGGGUUUCAGACCUAUGGCGCCGGGGAUUUCACCACCUCCAAUGUCUGCAUCACAUGGUACAUCAGGUCCAGGCUCUUUCCAACGUUUUCCAAGUCCGCAAUUUUCUUCAACUGCCCAGGUGCCACCUCCGCAUUCUUCAUUUGCUGGACCGCCAUCUUUCUCACCAUCAGUUAGACCUGUUUCAGCCCCUAUUUCAUCACCUCCAGUCCCUAAGGUAUCCUCCCCACAGAGCAUGGGCACUUUGCAGCCAAGUGUCGCUGUUCCUCAGUCACCUAUGGAUCCACGAUUUGCUGCUCCCAUUACUACCUUACAGCAAUCUUCACCUCAGACAGUCUCAUCUUAUCCUCUUGCCAGACCGGCCUUGCAGCCAGGUUUUCCAGGGUAUCCCAGCCAGCAACCUAGUGCAAUUACACAACCUCCAACUGCACAAUCUAAUGUCUUUUCUUCUCAACAAGGAGGCUAUAUCUCAGCAACACCUAGCCCCUUUCUUUCUCAACAAGGAGGAUAUGUACCACCCUCAAAAAUGCAACAUCCUGGUUCUGCCCCUCCUAUACCACAAAUGCACGGAUUAGCAGAGGACUUCAAAUCACUUUCUAUUGGGUCUGUUCCAGGAUCAUAUGACACAGGAAUUGAUUCUAAUGCUUUACCAAGGCCACUUGAAGGCAAUGAGCAGCAAAGCCCCUUGUCUGAAAUGUUCCCCAUGAACUGCAGUUCUAGGUAUCUACGGCUGACAACCAGUGGCAUACCAAAUUCUCAGUCUCUAGCUUCAAGAUGGCAUUUAUCCCUUGGAGCAGUUGUGUGCCCUCUUGCUGAGGCUCCUGAUGGGGAAGAAGUUCCUGUAGUCAAUUUUGCUACAACUGGCAUUAUACGAUGCAGAAGGUGUCGAACUUAUAUAAACCCAUAUGUGACAUUUACAGAUAGUGGAAGGAAAUGGAGAUGCAACAUAUGCCAAUUGCUUAAUGAUGUUACUGGUGAUUAUUUUGCCCAUUUAGAUGCCAGUGGCAGAAGGGUUGAUUUGGACCAGCGGCCUGAGCUUAUUAAGGGUAGUGUGGAGUUUAUUGCUCCAGCUGAGUACAUGGUCCGACCUCCAAUGCCACCAUUGUAUUUUUUUCUCAUUGAUGUAUCAAUAUCUGCUGUAAAAAGUGGAAUGCUUGAGGUUAUAGCAAAAACUAUCAAGAGUUGUUUGGAUAAUUUGCCUGGAUAUCCCAGAACACAGAUUGGGUUCAUAACUUUUGACACUACCAUACAUUUUUAUAAUAUGAAGUCAUCUUUGACACAGCCACAAAUGAUGGUUGUAUCAGAUCUUGAAGACAUUUUUGCUCCAUUGCCAGAUGACCUUCUUGUCAACUUGUCAGAAUCUAGAGCUGUCAUAGAUGCAUUUCUAGAUAGCUUGCCUUCAAUGUUUCAGGAGACUAUGAAUGUGGAAUCGGCUUUUGGUCCUGCUCUUAAAGCUGCAUACAUGGUUAUGAGUCAACUUGGCGGUAAAUUAUUGAUCUUUCAGAACACACUGCCAUCACUGGGCAUUGGCCGCUUGAAGCUGCGUGGAGAUGAUCCUCGCCUGUAUGGAACUGAUAAAGAACAUAUGCUGAGAAUACCAGAAGAUCCUUUUUAUAAACAGAUGGCUGCUGAUUUCACCAAGUAUCAAAUUGCUGUCAAUGUGUAUACCUUUAGUGACAAGUAUAUGGAUAUAGCAACUUUAGGGACGCUGGCGAAGUAUACUGGUGGUCAGGUAUAUCACUAUCCAAGUUUCCAUGCUUCCGUUCAUAAAGAUAAAUUGAGUCAUGAGUUGGCAAGAGAUCUGACAAGAGAGACUGCCUGGGAGGCUGUGAUGCGAAUACGAUGUGGAAAAGGUGUUCGUUUCACCACUUAUCAUGGGAACUUUAUGCUGCGAUCCACUGAUCUACUAGCACUUCCAGCUGUUGAUUGUGAUAAGGCUUAUGCAAUGCAGUUAUCACUUGAAGAAACUCUGCUAACUACCCAGACCGUAUAUUUCCAAGUUGCUCUGCUAUUCACAUCAUCUUCUGGAGAAAGGCGCAUUAGGGUACACACAGCAGCCGCACCUGUUGUUGCAGAAUUAGGAGAAAUGUUUCGCCUUGCUGAUACUGGCGCUAUCAUUUCUUUGUUCAGUAGGCUAGCAACUGAGAAAACUCUUUCCUCUAAAUUGGAAGAAGCUAGAAGUUCAAUUCAACUCAGAAUUGUUAAAGCCCUCAGAGAAUAUCGAAAUCUGUAUGCUGUUCAGCAUCGCUUGGCGGGGAGGAUGAUAUAUCCAGAAUCACUGAAAUUAUUGCCUUUGUAUGCGCUGGCUUUAUCCAAGUCAACACCUCUACGAGGUGGAUAUUCUGACGUUCAACUCGAUGAACGCUGUGCUGCUGGAUUUACUAUGAUGGCAUUGCCCGUUGCAAAGUUGUUGAAACUUUUGUAUCCUGACUUGACUCGUAUAGAUGAGUAUCUUCUGAAAACAUCUCCUUCUGCUGACGAGUCCGGGAACAUGUUGAGAAGGCUGCCACUUACCAUAGGUAGUUUGGAAGACAGGGGCCUCUAUAUCUACGAUGAUGGCUUCCGGUUUGUUAUAUGGUUUGGCCGAAUGCUUUCACCUGAUAUCAUCAAGACUUUAAUGGGCGAUGACUUCACUGCAGACUUCUCAAAGGUUUGCAUUCGUGAGCAAGACAAUGAAAUGUCGAGAAAGUUAAUGGGCUUGCUUAGGAAGUAUCAUCAAAGUGACCAAUCGUAUUAUCAAUUAUGUCACCUCGUGAGGCAAGGCGAACCACCCAGAGAAGGCUUUUUCCUACUCUCGCAUCUAGUUGAGGACCAAACGGGUGGUUCCAAUGGCUAUAUGGAUUGGAUUGUGCAAUUACAUCGGCAAGUCCAGCAGAGUGCAUAAAGUACAGGGCACUUUUACCAACAGCCUUUUUCAAUUGGCAAUCAUCACAGAGAGUCAUGUGUUUCGUCCAGUUAUGGUCCCCGAUGCUUCACUGAGAAAGACGUGAAAUUGGGAGUCAAUGAUGCACUCGGGAUCAAGCCCUGGGGUUCUGCGUCUGUCUGGAUGGAAGGAAUAUUGGGUAGACGCUAUAUCCUUGCUUUGAUGCCUGGAGAAGAAACAAGAGUGAAGAAGGGAAAGGGGGUGGGGGGCAAAACAAAAGUAAAAUGACCAUCUUCCCCUUUCAUAAUUCUGUGUUUUUAAAAGAGUUUUUGAGUUAUAUCUUUUUUUUUUUCUUUUUCUUUUUAAGGCUCUGCAUUUAAGUUACAUACAAAUUAUCACAUCAGAUCAGAUCAUUCACUGUGUACACUUGUACUGUUCCUCCAUUUUGCAGUAGGGUACUGACAUUUAGACCUCUGAAA
Ipomoea nil (Japanese morning glory) is the source of this 3524-nucleotide messenger RNA. RefSeq names its product protein transport protein Sec24-like At3g07100. NCBI's taxonomy places the organism in Eukaryota, Viridiplantae, Streptophyta, Magnoliopsida, Solanales, Convolvulaceae. The transcript is spliced from 13 exons. Bases 1 to 3066 code for a protein of 1021 amino acids. The record is from RefSeq and is a predicted model, not a curated record. Gene Ontology annotation, molecular function: zinc ion binding; SNARE binding. Gene Ontology annotation, cellular component: COPII vesicle coat; endoplasmic reticulum exit site. Gene Ontology annotation, biological process: COPII-coated vesicle cargo loading; intracellular protein transport; endoplasmic reticulum to Golgi vesicle-mediated transport.